Podospora anserina S mat+ is the source of this 2007-nucleotide messenger RNA. RefSeq lists its product as uncharacterized. Gene Ontology annotation, biological process: transmembrane transport; basic amino acid transport. The transcript is spliced from 5 exons. Bases 1 to 2007 code for a protein of 668 amino acids. NCBI's taxonomy places the organism in Eukaryota, Fungi, Ascomycota, Sordariomycetes, Sordariales, Podosporaceae. The record is from RefSeq and is a predicted model, not a curated record. Gene Ontology annotation, molecular function: basic amino acid transmembrane transporter activity. Gene Ontology annotation, cellular component: fungal-type vacuole membrane.
AUGCUUGCAGCUGCACUAGCAGUUCGCAGAGCCCCUGAAGAUGGGGUAAAUGCCACCAAACGAGCCUUGCGACAUUGCCUUUUGUAUGUCGUGAUCGCCCGAGCUGUACCACACCGGCCGGCGAUAAGUCUUUGUUUCCGGGGACGACUAUUUCGGAUUUUUGGCCGAGGCCGGCCACGAGCUGAAGGCAGAAGCGCGAUUGAUUUUUCUUGUUGGGAAAACCUUGUGAUAACUGCAUCGACAAAACUGAUCAGUUGCAGUCCAUUGUUUGGCGGAGCAACCAUGGCACAAAUUUCAGACCCAGCAGGUGGCCAACCAACCGAGCAGUCGCCCCUUCUCAGCAAUGUGCCAGUUAUCAGUGAGACGCCGCCAAACUCUGAGGCGUUUCCAAUCAAUGAGAAUGGGAGUGUUGUGAAGAAGGUCGGCGUGGAUGAAGAAAGUGUGCGCAGCGGGGAGAUUGCGACUGGCAUCUCGAGAACACAGGUGGCUCGCAUCAUUUCAGUCCUGUUCAUCGGCAUCUUUGUUGCUCACUGCGACGGCUCCAUCCUGCUGGCCACGCACUCCAACAUUGCCUCCGAGUUCAACGACUUGGGCAACUCGACAUGGCUGAUCACCGGUUUUGCCAUCGCCGGCGCGGCAACGCAGACACUCUAUGGAAAGUUGAGUGAUAUCUACGGCAGAAAGACGCUCGUCACUUUUGCCUAUGCCAUUUUCGUUUUUGGUUGGGGCAUCGGCCAGACAAUGGGCCAGGUCAUUCUUGGCCGAGUCAUUUCAGGGGCUGGCGCCUCUGGCAUGGCUUCGCUGGUGUCAAUCUUGAUCACUGAUCUCCUUCCCAUUCGAGAGGUCGCUCAAUGGCGCGCCUACGUCAAUCUAGUGGCUACAUUUGGUCGAUCUAUCGGCGGUCCUCUCGGCGGCUGGCUCGUGGAUGUAAUCGGAUGGCGCUGGUCUUUCUUCGGGCAAGUCCCCAUCAUCCUGGGCGCCAUCAUCCUCGUUGCAAUCUAUCUGCCGAGCCACACUGAGCCAACCUCGGAUUCUGUCUCGACCAGCAGUGCCGAGGCCGAAAUCCGCAAAUCCAAGUUCAGCCGGAUCGACUUCAAGGGGUCCUUCAUCUUCGCCUUUAUGAUCCUCGCCCUACUCACACCCAUCGAGCUAGGCGGUGUCAAGCUACCCUGGUCAUCUCCCAUCACGAUUAGUCUCAUCAGCUUCAGCUUUGUGCUCAUUGCUGUUUUUGUUGCAGUCGAAAAACGCCAAGAGGAGCCGAUCCUGCCACUGGAGAUCUUUCAUCAGCGGGAUGCCGUUAUUUCCUACCUGAUUUUGGGACUUCAAACAGCCGCCCAGCUUGGACUCAUGUUCUCCGUCCCCCUCUACUUCCAAAUCACCUCCCGCUCCUCCGCCUCCUCAGCCGGUGCCCACCUGGUCCCAGCCGUAGCAGGAAACGCCAUCGGCGGCGUCCUCUCCGGCAUCCUCAUCAAACGCUCCGGCCGCUACAAGGCCCUCAUCAUCCUCGCCGUCACCUUCUCCUCCCUCUCCUACCUCCUCCUCAUGCUCCGCUGGCACGGCAACACCAACGUCUGGGAAUCCCUCUACAUCUUUCCCAGCGGCUUCGGAACCGGCAUCGCCCAGUCAGCCGUGUUCAUCUCCCUUCAAGCCGUCGUCGACCCCGCCCACGCGGCACCUUCGAUCUCGUUCAUGUAUCUCUCUAGCACCAUCGCUUUGACAAUGGGACUUUCAGUGUCGAAUGCGGUUAUGAAGGCUGCUCUGAGAAGGACUCUGUUCAAUAGGCUUGUCGGACUUGGGUUUGGGGCGAUGGAGAUUGCAAAGGUUAUUGCUGAGACGGUGUCAGAUGUGGAUUAUGUUGAUAGGGCGACGGGGGUGGUGCAAAAGGCGGUUGUUGAGAGCUAUGUGGACGGGUUGUGGUGGAGUCACGGGGUGUCGUUUUUCUUUUCUGCGUCGGCGUCUGUGUUGGCGUUGUUUAUUAAGCAGAGGAGGCUUGAUGGGACGGCAUGA